This is a messenger RNA of Acanthosepion pharaonis, 2052 nucleotides long. Lineage: Eukaryota; Metazoa; Mollusca; Cephalopoda; Sepiida; Sepiidae. The record is from the annotation of a GenBank genome assembly.
AUGUUAUCUAUCUAUCUAUCUAUCUAUCUAUCUAUCUAUGAAUCCAACUCUACAAUGUGUCCAAAAGCCAAUAUUAUUGUCAGUUUUGUAACUCCUCAAAAAGAACUCCUCAUUGACAGCGUGGAAUUUAACGUUCAAGGAAUCUUUAAACAUUCUGUAUCUGUAAAUUAUAAUGUCCCUGAGCAAGUUCCUGGAGAGGAAGUGACUCUCAAAAUGACCGCACGAAGUGGUUCCAAUUAUUUGUCGGGGAGUUCUCAAAGAGUUGUGGAUUCGAUCGAUAAAUACAACAAACCCUUCCAAUUUUAUUCAUGGUCGGUAUCAGCUGGAAAUAUCUUAUCGAGAAGUGGUCUUAUCUACAUGACCAGCUUUGAGGUGCAUGAAGGAGAUCGAUUCCCGAUGUUACGACCAAUGGGGGGAGAGCCGUUUCCUUUUCAAGUUGAUGAAGAGUUUGGUUUAAAGACAUCUGAUGCUGCCCCACCGACAAGUUUUGUUCCAACCGAAUCUGUCAAGGUUCGAAGUUUUUUCCCAGAAACUUGGAUUUGGAAAGAUGUACAAAUUGGUCCUAAAGGAUAUGAAACAAUCAACCGGGUUGCCCCUGGAACAAUCACUACAUGGGUUACCACGGCUUUCUCUAUUCACCCAAUUGAUGGACUGGGUAUUAUGAGAGAACCAGUUUACUUGCGAACAUUUCAGAAUUUUUACAUUUCUUUGGAUCUGCCUUACUCAGUUAUUAGAAAUGAGAAGUUCAAGCUCAGAGUCGGCAUCUUCAAUUAUUUGAACACAACAGAAGAGGUUCAAGUGAUUUUAGAACCAUCCAAGUACUACAAAGUUUAUGACGGAGACCAAGAGAUGAAAAGCAACAUCACCAAGUUUGUUGAGGUGAAAAAUAAUACUGACAUUGGAGUAGAUUUUUGGCUUCUUGCAAAUGAAACUGGAACAAUCACCCUUCGUGUUAAAGCCGUCAGUGCUCGUGCCAGUGACGGUGUGCAGAGGAAUCUACUGGUUGAUGCUGAGGGAUACACUGUUUUCUUCAAUCAUCCUAUGCUGCUGAACAUAACACCAAACGAACCUUUUAUAAAGAACUUCAUUAUUCCAAUCCCUCACAAUAUUGUGAAUGGAUCUGAGAGGAUUGAAUUGUCAGUUAUUGGUGACGUGAUGGGUCCAUCACUGAAUGGCUUGGGUAAUUUGGUGCGAAUGCCAUACGGUUGUGGAGAGCAGAACAUGGUUAACUUUGCUCCCAAUAUUUAUAUAUAUGGUUACCUGAGAAAUAGUCAGUUACUGGACCAAGCUACAGAGGCGAACAUUAUUAAAUUCACAAAAAGAGGCUACAGAAAUGAAUUGAAGUUCCGUCAUUCAGAUAGUUCGUACAGUGCCUUCGGAGAGAAAGACGUCAAUGGAAGAGACGUUAAAAACGUCUUUUCUUUUCUUUCUUUCUUUCUUUUUUUCUUUCUUUCUUUUUUCUUUCUUUUUUCUUUCUUUUUUUUUUUUCUUUCUUUUUUUUUCUUUUUUUUCUUUCUUUCUUUUUCUUUCUUUUUUUUCUUUCUUUUUUCUUUCUUUUUUUUUUCUUUCUUUUCUUUCUUUUUUUUUUUCUUUCUUUUUACUUUCUUUUUUUCUUUUUUUUUUUUACUUUCUUUUUUUUUUUUUUUUUCUUUUUUCUUUCUUUCUUUUUUUUCUUUCUUUCUUUUUUCUUUUUUUCUUUUCUUUCUUUUUUUUUCUUUCUUUCUUUUUUUUCUUCCUUUUUCUUUCUUUCUUUUUUCCUUUUUCUUUCUUUCUUUUUUUUUCUUUUUCUUUCUUUCUUUUUUUUUUCUUUCUUUUUUCUUUCUUUUUUUUCUUUCUUUUUUUUUCUUUCUUUUUUUUCUUUCUUUCUUUUACUUUCUUUUUUUUCUUUCUUUCUUUUACUUUCUUUUUUUUCUUUCUUUUACUUUCUUUUUUUUCUUUCGUUCUUUUACUUUCUUUUUUUUUCUUUCUUUCUUUUUUCUUUUUCUUUCCUUUUUCUUUUCUUUCCUUUUUCUUUUCUUUCCUUUUUCUUUCUUUCCACGCUAUCACAGCUGA